UUAUAUUUGUGUAAAUUAGCUAAAAUGAUCGCCACACAAAUGUUGGACCUAGACAUUUUCGUUGCGCUCAUACCAUUCGGCCUAGUGUUGAUUUGCAUAUUAUGGAGUGGGUUCCCUAAAGGUUCUGAGAAACUCAUUGCUACAUGGGCAUUAAUUGAUGGCUGUGUCAUCCAUAUUUGGAUUGAAGGGGUUGUGUGCCUAACACGUCGAGGUCCACAAUCGAUGGUGAAAAAAUUUGAUGACUUUGAUACAAGAUAUAGAGAUUAUGAACCCAACGCAAUGGCCAUGGUUUGGUUGGAACUAUUAUUUCAAGGUCCUGGAUGUGUAAUAUGGUACCAUUCGAUAGUAAAAAAUCGCUGGUACAGACCAUUUGUUGGAAUCAUCGUGUGUUCAUCGUUUGUGUAUGGUACAAGCGUUUUUGUUAUCGCUGAGGUUAUGGAUGGCUGCAAGCACAUUGUUAUGGAAAACUGGCCACCGUCUUUUACUUCGUCAAAAGAUGUCGUGAAUUUCUGGAUAAUAUUCGUGUUUGCAAGCACAUUUUACAUCGUUUGGCCUAGUAUAAUCAUCAUUAAAUACGUUAUGGAGUUUAGACCCACUAAAGACUUCGAAAAUAUUGUGAAGAAGAGAAGAGUUGAAAAGAUUGAAUAGAAGAGUCUUUAUACAAUAAUUAAUUUCACCAUAUUUUUGAUAAAAAUGUUAAUUUUUGAAAUCCCAUUUUUUCUCAAAUUA
Xenia sp. Carnegie-2017 is the source of this 729-nucleotide messenger RNA. RefSeq lists its product as uncharacterized. Gene Ontology annotation, molecular function: cholestenol delta-isomerase activity; C-8 sterol isomerase activity; steroid Delta-isomerase activity. The transcript has 4 exons. Gene Ontology annotation, cellular component: endoplasmic reticulum; membrane. NCBI's taxonomy places the organism in Eukaryota, Metazoa, Cnidaria, Anthozoa, Malacalcyonacea, Xeniidae. Bases 25 to 648 code for a protein of 207 amino acids. Gene Ontology annotation, biological process: cholesterol biosynthetic process. The record is from RefSeq and is a predicted model, not a curated record.